UGAAAAUGGCGGAACUUCCAAACAAGCCGGUAUAAAAUAACUCAUUAAUAAUUUGCGAAAAGUAGUCAAUUUAGAACGCGAUUAUCUUGCUCAAAGUGUAAUAUUUUGAGCCAUUAUGACUGAGAGGAAGUUUCAGCUGAGCAUUGUCCACGAUGCCUUCAAAAAGACGCUACAAGAAGACGGGAACUUAGUGAUGGACGAAUAUCUACGAGGUUAUGACGAACUUUGCAUAUUUUUCGAUAUGCUUGGAACGGUUUUCGGAUUCAUUACAUCAGACGUCAGAGAAAAAAUUGGAAUCCUUCAAGAGCACCGCAAAUCAGAAGUCGGCGAUAAGUACGUUUUAGUGCAGUCAAUGUUCGAGUUUGAAAUUGCCAAUGAUUUAACCCAGAAGAAAACGCGUCCUCUGUCUGGCUCAAGGACACUUUUAAGGUUACACCGUGCUUUAGCGUUUACAAUGCUUUUCAUGGAGAAGUUGAGCGAGUCAUCGGACAACGAUUCUUCUUCAUCCAUGGCUUCAGAUGCUUAUAAGCAGUCCUUGGAAAUAUUCCACCCAUGGUUAAUCCGAAAAGCAGCCUUGUGGGCCAUGUAUACCCUGCCUAGUGUCGGAGAUUUAACCAAGAAAAUAUCAGCACCAAAUAUGGAUAGAGAAGACGCAAAGCGAUUGUUGAAGGAGGUUACAGAGGUGAUAAAACCUGUUUAUGAUAUCACUGAGGAACUUUACUCUAAACAUGAUCUUCAUGGACUUCCUUGAUCUUUAAGUGUCCUCUAUUGUAGUGGAAAUUCAAUUAAGUUAAUUGAUUAUAGAUAUUAAUAUAUAAUAAUAGUCUUGUAGAUUAAACUUUGAAGUACCACUUAAUAAAAGCAUUUAAGUGUCAAUAGUACUCCCCAUUUGCUUUGGUUUUGCAUCACUAGCCUAAGGGGCUCUUUACACGAGCCUGGGUUGAUUUUUUGACCAGAUUGAAAAUACCGUUGAGUGCUAAAACUAAACAGUUUUAUGAACAGUCUGCAAAAGCAUGUGGUUUGCUUUGAGCCUGACCCGAACACCUUAUGAACACCUUGGACUUGCAGUAAAUGAUUGCCAAUGAUUUUUACAAAGGUGUGAAAAAAGUUCACAUUCAUGAUGUUCUCUUAGCCUAUGAUACCAUGAUCAAAAACAAAAACUCAGCCCUGGGCUUACAUUUGUUCAAAAAUAAUGAGAACAAGAAGGUAUGAUCAUAAGGCCUUUUGUUAAGGGUUCAUCUCUUCUUAAGAAAGGUUAUCAGCAUGACCUUUCAGCAUUCACUUGGCAAAUUCUCAUAAGUUUACUUUAUCCAUACUCAAUAACAAGGGUCCUUUUGAUGUAAUUUUUGAAAUAAUAUUACUUGCAUCAUGCAAAUCAUUCAUUAAACCCUUAGGUUUUCUAUGCUGAAUAUAAAAGUCUCUGAUCAAAACUGAUCAAAGCAUUGUUGUCUCUGAUCAAAGUAUUAUUUUUCUUAAAUAAAGGCACAAGUCUCCAGUUCUCACAAGAUAUUUCUAUUAAUCUUUCAAACUCUCUGAAAAUGUCUUUUCUCAUUGCUAUGCACCUUUGACCUAUUGAUGUCAGACCUUAGGGGCACUUUAUCUCCCUUCCCACCUCCAUAUUAGGAACUGUACCUCUUGAGGUGAGGGCAUUUAGUUUUUAGUCAGAACUUUAUUUGAAAACAGAUGUCACCUUUUUGAAAUGAACUUCUGUUCCUGAGAGGUCUGCUAAGAUUGCACUGAGAAAUCACUUCAUUCUGCAGGGUUUGAAUGUUAUCUAAAAGUUCAGUAAACAUUUUCACUUGUGAUUUUAUGUACAAAGUGUAAAAUGAAAAUUGACGGAAGCAAAACUAUAUUGUAGCUAAGUUAGCUCCUUUUUCAUAACAGCUACUGUUGCAGAAUAGAUCAUAAAAUGCAAUUCGGUUUCCUGUUUGGCUCAUUAAUCUUGUAGGGUUCUCUAAAUAUUGAAAUUUGAAUAUUAAAAUAUAUAAUUAUAUAAAAUUGAACAGAUGUAAUGUGAUACGAGGUAAUAAGUUCAGACAUGUAUAUGCCUUAAGCCUUGUUUGGGUAAUUUGAAGUUUGGCUCAAGUCAAAGGGCAGAGAAACAUCAGACACAAAGAUUGUGCGACAGUGUCAACCUUGUCGUCAUGUCUAUUUUUGGCCAGGAACGUCUGAAUAAAGAUUUAUUCAAACCAGAUCAGAUUGGAUCAGUGAUCGGCAAAUUUACAGAAGGUAGAGUGGGCAGCUGGACUGCUUUUCCAGGAAUAUUUUAGGGUCUUGAAUUUCUUAUAAGUUGUCAAGCCUCCACACAGUUGUGUUCUUAACCAAACUUCUACAGCAUCAUGUUUCUCAAUUCCCUGGAAUUUGCUAGAGUUGACCCUUUUUCUUUGUUCAUGGUGUUGCAAAGUUAACAAGCAUUGUCUGAGGAGUUAA
Molecule: messenger RNA, 2430 nt
Organism: Orbicella faveolata
Lineage: Eukaryota; Metazoa; Cnidaria; Anthozoa; Scleractinia; Merulinidae
Product: ceramide-1-phosphate transfer protein-like
Biological process (GO): intermembrane lipid transfer; ceramide transport
Cellular component (GO): cytosol; cytoplasm; membrane
Molecular function (GO): ceramide 1-phosphate binding; ceramide 1-phosphate transfer activity
Source: RefSeq, a predicted model, not a curated record